GAAGCCAAUCAAUUGUGCAGAGCAUUAAGCAUAUAAAACCGGAAAACACCAAUCCACAAUCAAUAUGAAAUUCUUCUCAGUCGUCACCGUCUUCGUACUUGGUCUGCUGGCUCUGGCCAACGCUGUUCCUCUGUCACCCGAUCCCGGAAAUGUGAUCAUCAACGGCGACUGCAAAUACUGCAAUGUCCAUGGUGGCAAGUAGGAAAUUUCUUCAAGGACUAUCUAUACAAGGACUCAACUAAACUAAAGCUCAACACACAAUAUUUAUGCUACCCAUUUAAAAUGUCACAUAGAAUUUAAAACAAUGCCAAACAUACAAUUACAAUAAAAAAGAGGGCAUUACUCCCUCUUUAAAUAACACAAAAA
Molecule: messenger RNA, 366 nt
Organism: Drosophila rhopaloa
Lineage: Eukaryota; Metazoa; Arthropoda; Insecta; Diptera; Drosophilidae
Product: bomanin Short 2-like
Exons: 2
Coding region: 65-202 (45 amino acids)
Biological process (GO): defense response
Source: RefSeq, a predicted model, not a curated record